Molecule: messenger RNA, 213 nt
Organism: Pseudocercospora fijiensis CIRAD86
Lineage: Eukaryota; Fungi; Ascomycota; Dothideomycetes; Mycosphaerellales; Mycosphaerellaceae
Exons: 4
Coding region: 1-213 (70 amino acids)
Source: RefSeq, a predicted model, not a curated record
AUGCCCUACAGUCCGACGAAGGAUCUCAAAUUGCUUGCUAGGUCAAGCAAAUCGAUAUAUGGCAUCAGAAACCUCACCCAGACUUCUCAUCAAAGCAUUUCAUUUAAGCUAGUCCAUCGAGGACCAUGCUCUGGGUAUCUCGGCCUAAAAACGCCAAGAACUAUGCUAAUCCUGAGUCUACCAGGUGAGAUCCAAACCAGUCCUCACGUGUAG